Molecule: messenger RNA, 483 nt
Organism: Drosophila bipectinata
Lineage: Eukaryota; Metazoa; Arthropoda; Insecta; Diptera; Drosophilidae
Source: RefSeq, a predicted model, not a curated record
AUGGGAUCCAAGUUUAAGUUCACCAAUUUAGUGUGCGACUCGGUGAACCCAUCUUGGUUGGAAAUUCACCUAUGUCGGUUGAAGGCCAUCCGAAGGGACAAGACCGUACUUAACUUCAACGCGACCCUCCUGCAAACCGUCAAAAAGGCUUGGAUUCACGGGCAAAUGUUCAAAAAAGCCAAUGGCUGGAAGCCUUGGCUGUACAAUAUCUCCCUGGAUGGUUGCCGAUUCGCCCGAAAACCCUAUGUGCCAGUUGCAGCCCUCGUUUUCAGCAUGUUCAAGGACAAUUCGAAUUUUAAUCAUACGUGUCCCUACUCGGGCUCCGUGUAUGUUAUGGGUGUUCACAUUUUCCCAGAGACAAUCCCAGUUCCACUUCCCUCUGGGGAUUACCUAAUAUUAAUUAAAUGGUACUUGUCUAAUAGUCGAAACUUGUCCACAGAUCUUGUAAUCUCCUCGGGAAUUUACUUUUCGUUCGAAGAAUAG